Molecule: messenger RNA, 1958 nt
Organism: Abrus precatorius (Indian licorice)
Lineage: Eukaryota; Viridiplantae; Streptophyta; Magnoliopsida; Fabales; Fabaceae
Exons: 10
Coding region: 80-1684 (534 amino acids)
Cellular component (GO): plastoglobule; plasma membrane
Source: RefSeq, a predicted model, not a curated record
AACGAAGAAAAUGAGCACAGCCAUAAAUAAAUAGUGUCUGGGCGCGUUCUUUCGUUGGUUCUCUCAACUACCAUCGUCCAUGGCGGUUUCGGGGUUGAGAGGCAAUGGUUUGCCUUUGUUCCAUCAUCGGUUCCUUCCAUCUCCUCCUUCCUUUGCGAAGCUCAGCGUUCUUCGUUCCAAGCCAAAGGCCUUCACUCUCUUCGCUCGCUAUGCGCAAGCACAAGACCUCUUCUCCUCUCGUCGAUUCCAAGAUAGCAUGGAACAAUUGCCGAAGCUGGUGGAAGACAUUGUUCAGACAUCCUUAAACACUGGUCCUAGGGGUGUUCUUAGGUUGGCUCAAGGACUUCAAGCCUUCAUUGGCGUUGGUCAAGAGUGGUUAACUGAUGUCUCUAAGUCAACAAAUUCAACUGCCGGGUUACCAACUGAUAUGCAGCUACUCUCUCCCUUUUAUUUGAGGAGGUUGUUUGAGCGCAUGGGCGCAACCUACAUCAAAUUAGGUCAGUUCAUAGCAUCAGCACCGACACUGUUUCCAUCUGAGUAUGUACAAGAAUUCCAAAAUUGUUUUGACAGAGCUCCUCCUGUACCUUUUGAGGAAAUUCAAUUUAUUUUGCGUAAGGAACUUGGAAAACCACUAGAGAGUAUUUACGAAUAUGUUGACCCAACACCCAUUGCUUCUGCUUCUAUAGCACAGGUUCACGGUGCACGGUUGAAAGGCUCUCAGGAGGAUGUGGUUAUAAAGGUCUUAAAACCAGGAAUUGAGGACGUAUUGGUGGCAGAUCUUAACUUUGUUUAUGUUGUUGCUCGGAUACUGGAGUUCUUGAAUCCUGAAAUAAGCCGGACAUCACUGGUUGGUAUUGUCAAAGACAUACGGGAGUCUAUGCUUGAAGAAGUUGACUUUUACAAGGAGGCUGCAAAUAUUGAGGCUUUCAGGAGAUAUUUAGAAACAAUGGGACUCACAGGGGAUGCAACAGCUCCAAAAGUGUAUCAGUACUGCAGUACACAGAAAGUUUUAACUAUGGAAAGACUAUAUGGAGUUCCUCUUACUGACCUAGAAUCCAUAAGCUCAUUUGUUUCUAAUCCAGAAACCAGCCUUAUAACUGCCCUCAAUGUGUGGUUUGGAAGUUUGCUUUCAUGUGAAUCUUUUCAUGCAGAUGUACAUGCAGGAAAUCUGUGGCUUCUACGUGAUGGCCGGAUUGGAUUUCUUGACUUCGGAAUUGUUGGCCGUAUAUCCCCCAAAACGUGGGCUGCUAUGGAAGUCUUCUUGGGAUCAAUUGCCAUUGAAGAUUAUGGUUCAAUGGCUUCUGCCUUAAUUGAAAUGGGUGCUACAAACAAGGAUGUUGAUGCUAAGGCUUUUGCCAAAGACUUGGAAAAAGUAUUCUCAUCAAUUAAGGAGUUGGACACUGAAAUAGUUGUAGCUGCUGCAAGUGGAACAACCACAAACGCAACUGCUGUCUCUGCUAAUAUAAUUGUUGAUGAGAGGCAGAUGAAUGCACUCUUUCUUGAUGUGGUUCAGGUAAGCGAAUCAUAUGGAUUAAAGUUUCCUCGAGAAUUUGCACUUCUUCUGAAGCAGCUCUUGUACUUUGACCGGUACACCCGUUUGUUGGCACCCGAUUUGAACAUGCUUCGGGAUCAGAGAAUUUCCAUUGCCUCCAAUAGAAGAAGCAGAUAUAGAGACAAUUUUUAAUGAGUCAGUACACAAAAUAUAGAUGUACCCCAUUUUAGUUCUAAAGAUUUUAUUUGUAUUAUUACUUUGGUAUAUAAAUAAAAUAAUCCGUAGUUGUCGUGAGAGCCUAGCUCACUUGAUUGCGAUAUUUGUUUGCUAGUUCUCGGGAUGGAUUUCAACAUCCUUGAAGACGCUCUUUUCUGCACUUCUUUUAAUGUCAAAGCUCUUGUUGACUUGACCUGGCUCCUGUCGUAUCCUUUUGUUGGGAAUGUGAUCCAUUUUGAAGGUUGGUAUC